CGUCAAACACUUACCAGAUGAGCCAUCUGCUGCUUCUGCGGCCGCCUCUUGAUCACGACUUGCAAGAUGGUCGGCAGGCUUCUCGCCCACACCCAUAGUCGCAGUGCUGUCUUUGGUGGCGAUGACUUGACUGAUGCAAAUCUUCCACCACCUUCUACGCUUGCCGCUCAGCUUGUGAGGAACCAUGUCGAGACUGCUCGUGGUGUCCAUCAGCCAGAUACCACCGUCCCAUUUCGCCAACUUCUCCAGGAGUUGUUGAACAAGACCUCAGUCCCCGAAACUGAUGUCGAAGUCAACCAUAAAUUGAUCAAGGUUGUUGUCGAGGCAGGUCUGGAUGUCCUGUUUCAAGACAAUCCUUUUCCUCAAUGGGGAUUUCUGCUGCCUCAGGCAGUCGACAGUCUUGCUGUCAUCCAAUCCACCAUACAGAGACAACCCGAGAUCCUGUUCCAGGGAGGUCCACAACCGAACCUGGAGCAACAUCCACAUCUCUUGCUUUGGCUCUUCCCCAAGCUGCUCAUGAUUUCGAAGCAUUCCAAAGGCGACCAACUGCAAGCUUCUUUGGCUUCCCUUUUGUCCUCAUUAGUCUUGGCUUUGUCGAAGACCUUGGAUCUGUGGCCACACGCGAAAGCAGUUCUUCACAUGCUUCGCGAUUGUGUUACUGACGUAUUCUUACUGCUUCAAGAUAAUCGCAUUUUCUCCAAGUCUUCGCCACAAGUACCAGGUGUAUUGCUCCCACCCGCCAGGAGCACAUCGAACGCAUGGCCCGCAACAGAAGACGAAUCCGCUCUAUUGCUGGGCCAUCAAAUAAUUACCAAUGAUGCUCUAUCAGCCAUCAGAAUACAGCUGCUGCUCGUCUCCACCUUAAGAGACAUUGCCUCGACAAGAGCAGCGCUCAGUCAAUUUCAGACCUCGACCGUGCCGCUGCACAAAUGGCUGUUCGACUCGGUCGGCUGCUUGAGUCGCAUUCUAUUUCAGCAUAAGUCCUGGCUCGACCAACAUUCUUUCUUUUCUUUGUUUGCCCUGCAAAUCAUGCGUCUUCAUAAUAUCUGUUUGAACGGCUCGUUUGAUGCGAGCCCCCGAAGCCGCAUCUCUUAUUUGCUCGGUAAUCUUUGCGAAUUUUGUUCAAAACUCAUUGUUUACGAAGGCAAAUCACCGCUGGACAACGAACUACAGCGAGAACUUGCGUCAACUCUCGAACUCUUGGUCGAUCGCCUUAACUCAGAUUAUGCGUACAUAAUCGAGGAGUUCCUGCUUCCCUCCAUUAGGGUUUUUGCUCUCGACACGUCGAAAUUCGAGACCGCCACUGAGUCUUUGCGGCAAGUACUCGAGAAGUAUUUGUCGAGACACGAUACCAAGGGACAAGUCUUUGGACAGAAUGGCUCUGCAGACCAAGCUGAUACAGUAAUGAGAGACGAUGCUCCUCUGCCUUCCAAUGAAGCGACAUUUUCGCAACCAGCCCCUUCGUCCAGGUCUCUGCGCGUAGGUUUAGUGAGCGCUUCCAAGCCUGAUCACAUGUCAAACGGCCAAUUCGAAGACCUUUAUCAGACUCUCAAACGAAGAGUUGCCAUUCUUCUGGGCAGAGAGAGCGAUACAACUCCAGGUGGCCAGAAACAUGACGCUGUAACAUGCUAUGCGUCCAUGCCCGAAGAGCAACGAAGCAAAUUUUGGCGAAUGAUAGGGUCCUGCGCUUGUGCUGCUACGAACAACAUGCACAACGGAAGGUGUUCGGUGUGCGAUGGCGAUCGUCGUCUACGCCAAGAACCUGCCAAAAACACCUGGGAAGAGAACGAUAGAUCCGAGGACUGGACCGAGAUGUUCUUGUUGCUCACAGAACUUUUUGAAAGUCAAGAUCUUCAGCUAUCUAACAGGGAUAGAGUGCUUGCCAUCCUAGCAAUCCGGUCACUCGUGCUGCACAAUAAAGAUCCCACCUACCUUGAUCUUGGCAAUUCGUUUUUGGCCGAAUGGUGCUUGAAAUACUUACACAGUUCUUCAAGGGAACUACGGAUCGCCGCAGGUCGAACGUUAGCUGCGUUUCUCCGCGAGGGAUUGCCCGUCGAUCUCCGUAAUAAGAACCGACAGCUUGCCCUCAACUUUCUGAGAGCUCUGUCAACGAAAGACAUUGUUGGUCAGCAUGAGACUCUAAUCCUAGCUUGGGGCAGAGUAGCAGUGGUAUGCGGAGAAAAGGAACUCAAUCUGGCAUUACUCAGGCUGGUCGAUUACUUGGGUCAUCCGAAUUCCCUGGUUUGCUCUGUUGCAUACAGCGAGUUGGAAGAUAUCGCUGAAACCCUGUCACUUUCUCCACAGACUCUGCUCAAGCCUUUCUAUCGCAGCAUUGCCGUCGCAGUCGUCCAAGAUCUUACCACUAAACCUCAGAAAGCGCAACAGCUUGCCGAGUUUCUAGGUAUGAGCGUGAGCCACUUUCUGCUACUGACACAAAGAGACACUGUACCUUUUCUCGUCUUGACAAGGAAGAAGGAUAUUCUACAGCGAAUUGCUUCGGCUCGUAGUGCAGAGACCAACAUACAAGAUAUGUGUCUUCAGCCGCCAGCUAAUCUUGCAGCUGUAAUAUCUACAUUGCUUUUCCAACCAUCCAGCGAUGUGGAAGGCAAUGCGACCAGAUGUCUCGCUGAGGUGGCUCCUGGAUUUCAGAGUAGCGAUCUAGGAAGUCUGGUCAGAUCGAAUCCUGUUUUGAUCGCAUGCGAGAUGCUCAAAGCUGCUGGAGAUGAAGACGAGUCAAAUGCAUCAAAGGCACAGCAGGCAAUCCAGAUCUUUGCCAUGUUGGUCGAAGGAAAACCAAGCCAUUCCAAGCCCAACGCGAAAACUAGUCGCAUGGUUGUCAGUUUCUUCGAGGCCCAUGUCUUAGGAAUAAUGACCGAGUUUUCCAACUCCAUCGACAACGCCUUAUCGCUAUCUUCGUCCGAGAAGCUCCGCUGUGUCAAAGCGAUAGAACAAAUGAUCAUACUUGCUAAGAGCAAAGUCAGCGUGGCACUUCCUCAGAUAAGGGCAUGCCUCCAAAGCGCUAUUGACCAGCCCAAGCUUCAAGAUUCGGCACUGUCUGCCUGGCUUACUAUGGUCAACGUUCUAGAGGGUGAUGAUGUUGCUGACAUGGUUGAUCACACCUUUGCACUUGUUGCUCAACAUUGGAACGAUCUUUCGUCAACUCUACAGAUGAAGACUCAUGACACCAUAAGCGAAAUUCUCAAGACUCACAGCAACGUGAUUCGAGAGAAGCUUAUGACUAUACCAUCCUUAGCUUCAAUCCCGUUGAUGUCCAAGAUUGGUGGUGAAAUUCAGCGGCUCAAGAAGGACGAGCGUCCAGAAGUGCAUCUUCGCGCAUUUGCCAAGCGACUGCACGAUGAGAAUGUCGCUAUUGUCACUCAAGGACUCCGCGAACUGGUUCCCUGGCUCGGCGAGAACCAAGGCUUCAUCCACGAGGCAGCUGUCAGCGAACAACCCAAGACUGCGAUAGCAGAUAUCAUGCGUGCUCUUUUAGACGUAUGUACGAAGUACGCCAAUACUGAUUCAGCUGUUGUUGAUCUCAGCGCACAAUGCAUUGGAAUUAUCGGCUGUCUGGAUCCAAACCGCAUCGACAUGAUUAGUAGCAAGCGACAAGUGCUUGUGCUUUCGAACUUCGAAAAAGCAUCCGAGGUUAUCAACUGGGUUGCUAUUAUGCUCGAAGACGUCCUGGUUCCAGCGUUCAAGUCUUCCACCAACGCCCGAGAUCAGGGCUUUCUGGCUUAUGUUAUGCAAGAGCUGGUCCGCUUCUGUGGUUUCAAUGAAGCUGCAGCGGCGCGUCUGAGACCAUCACAAGCUGGUCCCGCAUACAAUCGCUGGACUGAGAUGACAGAAAGCGUCCGGAACACCCUCACGCCAUUCUUGAGCUCAAGAUAUCUGCUCAAUAGCAACUCGUCUGUUCAACCCGGGAAGCGAAAUUACCCAGUGUUUGCCGUUGGAAAACGCUACAGCACAUGGCUUCGCGAAUGGGCAUACGACAUGUUGUGGAGGGGCAAAGGUGACAAUGCAGAGAUGGUGUUUCCUAUUUUAGCCCGAAUCAUCACUCGACAUGAUAUCUCGAUUGCCAGCUUCCUACUACCUUACGUCGCACUCAACAUCGUCCUUGGUGGUACGGUACAGGAGGCCAAAGACGUUGGAAUUGAGAUGUUGACAGUCCUGUCGUCUGAAUCACUUGUCGAGUCCGAGCGAGAGGCUCUUCGACAAUGCAGCGAAAAUGUUUUCACUGUUCUGGACUAUAUGUCAAAGUGGCUACAGGAAAAGAAGCGAACCAUGGCUGCGCACCGAACUGCAGCUAUGCGGGCUGGCCAUGCCCUCUCAGAAGUCGAAGAGGCUAAAGACAAGGGCCAGAUCGAAAGUGUUGAGAGUGUGAUAAGGUCUAUACCUGCAGACAUUAUCGCUCAACGCGCCAUGGAGUGCGGCUCAUAUGCACGUGCUUUGUUCCAUUGGGAGAGCUAUAUCCGAGACCAGUCUCAGAGGCAAGGAAACCAAGAUGCCAAAGAGCACGAUGCUAUGUUUCAACGAUUGCACUCCAUCUACUCUCAAAUCGAUGAGCCUGACGGUCUCGACGGCAUCUCGGCACACCUCAACAUCCUCAGUCCUGAACAACAAGCUUUCCAACAUCAGAGGACUGGCAGAUGGUCAGCGGCACAAAGUUGGUACGAACUUGAGCUGAUCAAGUCACCCUCGAAUACAAAUCGUCAAAUCGACCUCCUGAGCUGCCUACGAGAGUCUGGCCAGUAUGAUCAAGUCUUGCGGUAUGCAUCCUACUACAAAGGCAAUUCUAAUGCUGGUGAAAAGAGUCCACUCUUGUCUUACAUGACCGAGGCAUGCUGGAUCACUGAAAGGUUUGACACUCUCAAGGAGACUCUAUCUGGUCUGCCAGAGGAAAACCAAAAUGACUUCAAUGUCGGUGUUGGCAAAGUGCUCCUCGCCAUGCAAGAGAAGGACCAAGACUCGACAUCAAUUAUGAUCAACAAACUCCGUAACAUUGUGGUCAAAGGCAUUACUUCGGUCUCUGGAAGUUCGCUCCAGGCUUGCCACGACGUUCUUCUCAAGCUCCAUAUUGUGUAUGAGAUCGGAGCUCUCAGUGGAGUGCUCGAUGUUCCCAGCACUCAGGAUUCACCCUCUGCAUCAAUCCUUGGGGUCAUGGACAAGCGCUUGGCUGUGGUGGGAGCAUACAUCACAGACAAGCAGUACUUGCUUGGAAUUCGACGUGCUGUCAUGCGGCUGUCCAGUGUCGAUUUCUCGGAUGUUAGUAUCGGUACUUCAUGGCUGACGACAGCUCGUCUUGCUCGAAAGACAAAUGUAUCGAGCAUCGCUCACUAUGCUGUACUCAACGCUUUCAGCUGUGGAGACGAUGCAGCUAAGAUUGAACACGCCAGACUUCUCUGGAAGGACGAUCAACACAGACAAGCUAUCCAGAGUCUCGAGGGCGCUAUUGCAUCUAACACAUUCGCAACUUACGACCAAAGAAUGGUAGAUACUAGCAAUCCCGAAGAAGCACAGCAGAAACAGAACAUGCUUUCUGCUAGGGCACAUUUGCUGCUCGCGAAAUGGCUGGACGCCUCUGGACAAACACAAGCAACGAAGAUCGCAAGCAAGUAUCAAUAUGCGGCUAGACACCACUCGAGAUGGGAGAAGGGACACUACUAUCUCGGAAAGCAUUAUAACAUGCUUUUGGACGCUGCGAAAAUUCUCCCCAUAUCCAAGCAGCCAGAAAAUUACAUCACGGGUGAAUUGACCAAGCUCGUCAUCGAGAACUACUUGCGAUCGGUACCGUUUGGAUCCAAGUACUGGUACCAAACAAUUCCAAAGAUCAUCACACUCUGGCUGGAUCUUGGUAUGGAGUGCAUGCAAAGAACCAGAAACGACGCACAGGCUGAGGUGACGGCCAAACGCUCACACUUCCUUGAUCUGAUUCACAAGCAGAUGAGGAAGUACUUUGACCGAAUUCCUCCCUACAUCUUCUACAACGCUCUUCCUCAGAUGAUUUCACGCAUCACUCAUCCGAACCCAAAAGUCUAUGAGAUCUUGCAAAUGAUCAUCUCAAAGAUCGUCUCGUCACAUCCCAGUCAAGCGCUCUGGUUCUUGCUAGCGGUAUGCAAGGCUUCUGUGCCAGACAGAGCAAGUCGUGGUGUGGCCAUCAUCAACAAGCUUAAAGACCCGAAGACUCGGCCCAAGAACGAAUCUGCUAGCUUGGACUUGCGCGUAAUGAUCACUCAUGGUCAGAAGUUGUCGGACGGUCUGCUACAGGCCUGUGAGAUCCACAUCGAAACGCGAUCAGCCAACGUCAGUCUGUCGAAGGAUCUGAAUUUCAACCACAAGUUGGCACCUAAUCCUCUUGUCAUACCUCUAGAGUCAACCUUGACAGCCAACGCUCCGGUUGUGCAAGACGCCUUCCAUAUCCGGAAGUUUGUGGCGUUUGCACAGGAGCGCAUCACUAUACAAAACUUCAGUGAUGAAGUAUUGGUGCUCAACUCGUUGCAACGGCCACGCAAACUGACAGUGAGAGGUUCCGAUGGCAAACAAUAUGGACUGUUGUGCAAGCCGAAAGAUGAUCUCAGAAAGGAUCAGCGUCUCAUGGAAUUCAACACGAUGAUCAAUAGAGCUCUUAGACGAGACACCGAGUCCAGCAAGCGACGUCUGUAUAUCAAGACUUAUGGUGUGACGCCCUUGAGUGAAGAGUCAGGUACCAUUGAGUGGGUAGAAGGCAUCAAGCCUUUGCGCGAUAUCCUCCUCAAGCUUUACCAGCGAAAAGGCGUUCAACCCAACUACAACGAACUCCGAGUUUUCCUUAGUGAGGCAAGCGCGAGUCCAGCAAACGUCGAUAUCUUCAACGAGAAGGUGUUGAAGGUGUUCCCAUCGAUCCUGCACGAAUGGUUCGCUGAGAUGUUCCCUGAGCCAGACUCAUGGUUUGCAGCUCGUCUGAGGUACGCACGCUCGGCAGCAGUGAUGUCCAUGGUUGGACACGUACUGGGACUCGGCGACCGACACGGAGAGAACAUUCUGCUCCAAGAAGAUACUGGCGGCGUCUUCCACGUCGACUUUAACUGUCUCUUCGACAAGGGUCUCACUUUCGAAAAGCCGGAACUCGUACCAUUCCGUCUGACACACAAUAUGAUAGCUGCAAUGGGAGCCUAUGGAUACGAAGGUCCAUUCCGCAAGUCGGCUGAGUUGACACUGGGCUUGCUCCGACAACAUCAGGACACUUUGAUGAACAUUCUCGAGACAUUCUUGCACGACCCUACCACUGACUUUAUCGGCAAGAAGAAAAGAACGACACCCGGUGUACCCGACACACCACAGGAAGUCCUUGAAUCGAUCAGCCAAAAGCUCAAGGGAUUCCUCAGAGGAGAAACUGUGCCGUUGAGUGUAGAAGGACAUGUCAAUGCGCUGAUUGGACAGGCUACCGAUCCGUGGAACUUGUGCCAGAUGUAUAUUGGAUGGUGCGCAUUCUUGUAGGGAUAUUUGAGAAAGAGGGAUGAUUAUGAUUCGGAGUUUUGGGUGGGUAGAACAACCAUAGAGUGGUUCGGCAUACGGUGUCAUUGAUCUGGGAUAGAUGGUGGGGAGAUGAGGGUGGGAACGCACACAGAACAUGGUGUCCAGUUCGAAGAAGGUGCUUAUACAGCAUGCCUGUCCAUACCAGUCUAUUUAUUGUACUCAAACAACGUUCCUAGUGACCUCGAACCUGGACGCCUCUGCAUAUGGUGGGCAUCGAGGAAAUAUUCAAUCGUGAUGUAUAUCUAAAGGCCAGGGUCAUACCAUUCACAAUCAAUUUCGA
Aureobasidium pullulans EXF-150 is the source of this 7795-nucleotide messenger RNA. RefSeq lists its product as uncharacterized. The coding region runs from base 67 to 7476 and encodes 2469 amino acids. Gene Ontology annotation, molecular function: protein binding; protein serine/threonine kinase activity. The record is from RefSeq and is a predicted model, not a curated record. The transcript has 4 exons. Lineage: Eukaryota; Fungi; Ascomycota; Dothideomycetes; Dothideales; Saccotheciaceae. Gene Ontology annotation, cellular component: nucleus. Gene Ontology annotation, biological process: telomere maintenance; DNA damage checkpoint signaling; protein phosphorylation.